CCACCUCCAGACUUCAACGCAGACAGAGAGAGAAAGAGGAGAAAUAGAAAUAGAGAGAGUGGGGGGCUUCCUAAGAAGGGAAACCGAAGACAGACAAAAAAGAAAAGAAAAAAAAAACGGAAAAAAAGGAAUAAAAGAAAACCCUAGAAAACAGUUGGCUUCCGAUUUAGAAACAUUGAAGCAUUGCAUUUCAAGAUCUCAAUUCUUCAAUCCAGGAAGGGAACUGGUUGUGCUUGGCCAUGGCGAAUUCCAAGGGGUCAACAAACAUAAGAAAUUUGAUGUUUGCUGGAAAACAUGCUUUACUUCCUCCAAAAAGCCCAUUUCCUACAGUCUCCCCAACAUAUACUGAUUAUGUCCCCAACAGUGUAAUUGGGUCAAAAGCAGUUCAAAAGCCUAGAGAGGGAAGUACACACCACCAGCGCACUUCCUCUGAAAGCCUUCUGAUAGAUGAACAGCCUUCUUGGCUUGAUGAUCUCCUUAAUGAGCCUGAGACUCCUGUGCGCAGAGGAGGUCAUCGACGUUCAUCAAGUGACUCUUUUGCAUAUAUUGAUGUAGCUAAUGCUCCUAACCUAGAUUAUGCAGUUCAGGAUGAGUACAGAUAUAAAAAUAUGAUUUCUGCACCUUCUUGGGCAUCUCAGGACUUUGAUUAUCAUGGUCACAAAGAUGCUCGGCUUGCCUCUUUCUACACUGAUGUGAACUUGGUAAAGCAAAAGAAUAGGGCAUGGGAUUCAUCUUUGAAUACUGUGACCCAUCCAAGUGGGCUUCCUCUUAGAGAAAACACCAUUCUCCAGGGUUUAGGUUCAUCAUGUGCACCACAAGAAGUAGAGGGUGCUCCAUCAACAGCAAGCGAUAAACAAGAUUCUGCUGAGUCAUCCCCUCUUGAUGCAAAAGCUUCUUCUGAGAGAAAGGAUAAUUCUCACGCUAAGUCUUCGGCAUCUGACAGUGAUACAAAACGUGCCAAGCAGCAGUUUGCUCAGCGCUCAAGGGUGCGCAAACUUCAGUACAUAGCUGAGCUGGAAAGAAAUGUACAAGCCUUGCAGGCAGAAGGAUCUGAAGUUUCAGCUGAGCUUGAAUUUCUCAACCAGCAGAAUCUUAUUCUUAGCAUGGAGAACAAAGCUCUUAAGCAACGUUUAGAGAGUUUAGCUCAGGAGCAGGUUAUCAAAUAUCUUGAACAGGAAGUAUUGGAGAGGGAGAUUGGUAGGCUACGAGUGUUGUACCAGCAGCAGCAAAAUCAACAGCAACAGCAACCGUCUUCUAGCCAUCGACGCUCUAGCAGUAGAGAUCUUGAUUCCCAAUUCGCGAACCUCUCUCUGAAACACAAGGAUGCCAGUUCUGGUCAUGACCCUGUAACUGGUCCACUCCGCAUUUAAAUAUUUAAUCUAGCCAGAGCUCUUUUAUGCUACUUCUUCAACUGGCUGCUGCAAUGCUGACCAAAUUUAUUGUUUCCCUUGUGCGGGAUAAAGCCAAGUUCAUCCAGUCUUGGUGCCCUCCCUCUGCCUGAUCUUCUCUUUAUCUUUCUGUCAUCUCUUACCCUUUUUUUUCUUUUGACAAAUUAAUAUCCUUAAUGUGCACCUGGUAGUCAUCGCCAGAAAAUUGGAUUUCAGGCUUAUGAUUCACCUGAGGUGGUAAACAUAAGAGCAGGUUCCAUGUUUCACUCCCUCCUGUAUGCUCAUCAAUGGUUACGCAUCAGAAAUUUUAUGUGCUCCA
Theobroma umbraticum is the source of this 1707-nucleotide messenger RNA. RefSeq lists its product as uncharacterized. The record is from RefSeq and is a predicted model, not a curated record. Gene Ontology annotation, molecular function: DNA-binding transcription factor activity. Gene Ontology annotation, biological process: regulation of DNA-templated transcription. Lineage: Eukaryota; Viridiplantae; Streptophyta; Magnoliopsida; Malvales; Malvaceae.